ACGUUGAUCGUGUCAUUUUUGCAAGAAUUGCGUCACAUUUUGCAUCUGAAAUUUGGUGGAGAAUUUAAAGCUCUAAUUGUGAUUCUUACAUUUUUAAAUAUAUAAAAGUCAAUUAAAGUCAAUGCAGAGGUGUGUAGGUGACAAUUCUGAGUGAAAUUUAUAUCCAGUAAUUGAUUGUGAUACAUAUCCAGUGGCUGUUUUUGUCCGGUGCCGAGGGGCGAAUAACUAGCAAGUUAUUAAGUGUCACAUUCCUAGAAAAAGGUUUGUCAGGAGUCUUUCUCAACAUCUGAGGAGACUGACAAGGAGAAAUGCCCAGGCGCAGAGAAACUCCAGGUUCUGGAGGCUCCAUUGAUACUGAUCUUUUCUUUGAUUCGAGUACACAAGCUCAUUCCUCGUACAUUGGUAUCAAAGAGGUUGAGCUGAUGAUUCCGGAGUUCCAUGGAAUAGAGAAGGACGGGAAAUUGAUAUUUGCCAGCGAGUGGCUGGAUAAAAUUGAAUCCCUCGGCAAGGUGUACAAAUGGACGUCUCCCCAAAUGUUGUUGUAUGCUUCUUUGAGAGUCAAGGGGCCAGCACUAAAUUGGUUGGAUUCAUCUGAGGGAGGCAUCAUCUCUUGGGAGGUUUUUAAAGCCGAAUUGAAAGAUAAUUUUCCCCAGAAUAUCCGUGAGUCCGUGGUGCAUGAACAGUUGAGUAACAGGAAGCGCCGGUAUAAUGAGGCAUUGGAGGAAUAUUAUCAUGACAUGGUUAGGAUGGCAAAAAGGAUCCGCUUGGGAGACGAGACAAUAAAAGAAUAUCUCAUCAAGGGACUCCUAGGCGUUAACGAUCGCAAAGUUUUACGUGCAGUCCCUCAAUGCAGUCUCCCGGAAGUUUUGAGGCAUAUGCUUAAACUUGAAGAGGAUGAUGAUGAUCUGGAAAAAUCAAAUAUGGCCGACAGUUCUGAAGACUUUGACGAAGACUCUGACAGAUCUCAUCCUCGAGAGUCAGGAUCGAAGGAAUGGACUGCUCCAGGUGACAAUUCUGAGCAAAGAGAGGAUGAGAAACCCAAGCUUGACAAGGCACGAAAUGGCGGAUGUGGAUUGAAGGGAAAUACGAAGCCGCAUGACAAACCAAUCGACGGCGAUAACCAGAAACGGAAUGACAAUUCCGAAAAGCGUCGUGGCUAUAAGUGUAAAGAAGUAGGUCACUUGAAGAAGGAUUGUUUCAAUCAAGCAAAUGGAAGGAAGGAUUUUCACGAUAGGGUGGUAAUGGGAGUUCUGGCCACCCGUAACAAAAAUAAUUCAGAACUAAUUAAGACAACUGUUGUUUCCGAAGAUUUUGUUGGCAUGAAUAUUCUGAGAUCAUUGACAAGGAGGUUAUGUAAGGAAGACUUUAUUUGGGUAGAUUAUGCAGAAUCAGAAACGCUGGAAAGAUUAGGACAUGGUAGUGCAAUCUUGCUGAGCUGUAAAGUGAUGGUUGUGGUCUUCGACAAUAUUCGACGUAAUAUGACUUUUCUGAUGGUUGGGGGUCCUGCUAUACCAGAAGAUAUUGUCUGAGGAAUGAUCUCAUCAAUACUCGCCUAGGCGUUCAUGAAAUUCUGGAUGGACUUAAGAUUCACGUGAAAGACAAGUUAAGGAAACAAGUUGGAGGAUUUUUCUAUACCAAUCUCUGGAUUUGUGCAAUAUUUUAUGGGUGUCAUAUAAAAAUAUUCAUUGGUCAGAUUGGUGAGAAAUGUCCUGCCGAAGUUGUCACCAGCAACUUUCAACUUGGUUUUGAACUUGUUAAAAUGCGAAUCUUUGCCUCGAAUGGAUACAGACAUGAAGGACAGUAUCGUUAGUGAAGUCAUUGAAUCUGGAAAUUUGGAUGAAGUCCCAAGAAUAACAGGAAGUUUAUGCUGGUGUGUGAGUACAGAAGGAGUUGAAAUUUCUGUUGAUAUGUUUAAUUUGAAUAUCUGCCUGGCCUUAUAUUCCUAAGAUUUAAACUAUUGUUUCUGAGUUGAAUUAGUUCAGAGGUUAAGUUUACAGACUAGACCAGGAAAAUGUUUAUAAACAUGUAUGCUUUGAAUCAAGUUGAAGUGAUGAAAUAAACUGUUGGUUGAAGUUGAUGUGAA
Molecule: messenger RNA, 2083 nt
Organism: Phlebotomus papatasi
Lineage: Eukaryota; Metazoa; Arthropoda; Insecta; Diptera; Psychodidae
Exons: 2
Coding region: 309-1529 (406 amino acids)
Source: RefSeq, a predicted model, not a curated record